AUGGCCUCCUCCAGGCCACCGUCCCCUACUUCAAGAACGGAGUCGCCGUUUGGCCUUGGCUAUUUUUCAGUCCCGUUCGAGCGGUUUGCACGCGAGGAAUCAGAUUGGGCUGGUGCAUUUACACUACUAGACACGAUGGAGACAUUCUUCGACUCACAUAUCGACCUUUUUCAGCGGACGCUGCAGAAGCAGCUUCAAAAGCACAGCGAUAGGCUCAAGCUGAAGGCAGAAGAGGCCUUGAAGCUUAGGGAACUGUCGGGGGACGCGUUGGUGGAGAAUAUGGAACGUGAAGUGAAGAACUUCAAGCUCAAGGUUUCGACGCGCAUGACGGUUCUGGCGGCUUCCUGGCAGUCUGCUAAGGUCGUGAGGACAAGAGAGAAGCUUUCUUUCUUCUUUGGAGUCAUGACACUGCUUUUCUCCGCUCUGAUGUUCGGAACGGACCCCCAAUGGAUUCACGUCGCGUAUACUGUCCUUGGGUUAUACCUUCUUCCGCUACGAGCCUACACGUACAAGAAACGCGCAUGGCAUUACUUCCUCUUCGACCUCUGCUACUACGUGACAAUCCUCAACUUCAUCUUCCUAUGGGUAUUCCCCUCGAGCCCGACGCUAUUCAUCGCCUGCUACUGCCUCUCCCAUGGCUCCCUGGCUAGUGCGGUCAUAACAUGGCGGAAUAGUCUGGUGUUCCACGAUUCCGAUAAGGUCACGUCAUUAUUCGUCCAUAUCUAUGCCCCAUUUACCUUUACGACGAUCCGCCACUUCUACCCUGAUGCUGAAACUCGUUUCCCCGCGUUGCGAGAGGUACCCCAUCUAAAUCCCGGCAAGGCCCUGCUCCUCAGUGGUGUUAUCUAUGUGAUCUGGCAAACAUUGUACUGGAAGUUUGUAUUGAUUGACCGCCGCGCUAAAAUUCGGUCGGGACAGCGGACGACGUCGUUCUCGUUCCUCCUGAAUGACAAACGCGGCGUAAUCGGUAGAUCACUCUCGUCGGUCCCAGAGGCCUACAGAGAACUCGCUUUCAUGGCCGGCCAAUUGGUAUACGCCAUCCUGACCGAACUCCCUGCCGUGUUCCUGCUGUACAAGAGCCCCUUCUGGAGCGGGGUCUUCCUCAUCGCGAUAUUCGCUGUCAGCGUGUGGAAUGGCGGCGGCUUCUAUAUCGAAGUCUUCGGACGCAAGUUUGAGCGCGAGAUGGAGGCUCUGAGGAAAGAGCUGGCUGAGGCGUCCGCUCGGUCGUCUGGUCAAUCGAGCCCAGCAGGCAUGGAUACCCCGCGCACGAAGAGCACCGACGACCUCUCCGACGGUGUAUCGCCGCUCAUGAUCUCGACGCCGUUACCCAUGGACUCCCAGGACUCGUUCUCAUCGCUGGACACCACCGAAGCGAAGAAGGAUCAAUGA
Messenger RNA from Pleurotus ostreatus (oyster mushroom), 1389 nucleotides. RefSeq lists its product as uncharacterized. Gene Ontology annotation, biological process: phosphatidylcholine biosynthetic process. The transcript has 10 exons. Bases 1 to 1389 code for a protein of 462 amino acids. Lineage: Eukaryota; Fungi; Basidiomycota; Agaricomycetes; Agaricales; Pleurotaceae. The record is from RefSeq and is a predicted model, not a curated record.